AUGAGCUCUUCCUCAUCUCUCGCUCCUAACAAGAUACAUUCUCUUCCUGUUCGCGUAUCAUACUAUCUUCCUUCAACCUCACAGACGUUCAGUACCCUCUUCGCGACUCCUCAACAGGUCUACGUGCAUCCUAACACAGCAGCAGCAUCUACUCAGAAUGGUCAGGAGGAAGCAUGGGGUUCGAUAUACCUCAAGACUGUCGUAUCGGGUGUACUAAUGGCUAGUCCCGAGCUUCACCCUGCCUAUCCCAACACACCUGAUCUAUCUCUCUACGUACUCGAUCCUCGAGAAACAUACUUGCGACGAUCUCGAGCUGGCUCUUCAUCUUUCAACCACGAGGUAUGGACAGGGAAGGGUCUGGUCUCAUGGGCACUCGACGAACCAGGACAAGGAAAGAAUCUCAUCACUGGAAGAUUGAUACGUUCGGUCGAUUUUGCGACCCUCACCAAGCAACAGGAGAUGAACCCCCUCGAAGCACUGAUGAUGGCUGACAUGGCCGGUACAUCCACACACGAAGAAUGGGGUAUUGAAAUUUCAGUCGGUCUCAAAUCUGGUAUUUCGGGAUUCACUUCUUCGUCUCACCCUCAAGUCUCAAGUGCGAUGUCUAUCGAUGGUAGACCAGACGCUAUGAGAAGAUCAUCUACAAGUUCCUCAACCGAAACUCACGUUUCUGUCAACGGCAGUCACUUCCAGAGACCUCAACAUCCUUUACCUAAAAGACAUGAACAACCUCGUCGACCCCAAUUACCCACUCCUGUUCAUGCUCAUCAACCGCUUACUCCUUCGCGUGUUAUCAGUGCGAGUAGGAGCACAUCUAGCAGACCUGGUGACAUCAAGCACCCCAAAUCGUCUGGAUCGGUUUCAGGAUCAGCCGCAAAGAAACAACGUAGAGGAAAAACCUCAACCACCAGUGCCAAUUCGUCGCGUAACUCGUUGGGUACGAUUGAUCCUAAUUCGGACCCACUCAAGAGGCGUCAUCAACCAAUGUCGCAAUCAUCUUCUCAGAUCAAACAAUCUCCUGCACCUUCUUCCGAUACGGUCGAACCUUUCCCUACAGAUAUCCCAGCGGGCUUAUUCGCCAAACCUGAAUCGCUCACUAGAGAACAAGCUCAAAGAUUAUUGGCUUCUCCGGCUUUCCUGAGUAUGCUCGAAAAGCUUACUGGAGCGCCCAUUGACGCCGCUGCAGCUGCGAAACGAGCGAGAGAAGAUGAAGAUCACCCCUCGGCCGAAUCAAAUAAUAAGAAACCCCGACUUUCACACGGACAUUCACGCAAAGGAUCGACGGACUCUUCCGGUGAACCUUCUCAUAAUGCCUUUGUGUGUUGGAACUGUGGUAGAACUAAAUCUGCGGUAUGGAGGACAAAGGUCAUGGAAGAUGGCAAAUCCGUCAGGGUUUGCAAUGCGUGCGGUCUUUAUUGGAAUAAGAUGGGUUCAAUGAGACCACCUACUUUAUGGGGAGAUGUGGAUGAUGAUCCCAAAGAUCGACCUAGAAAAGAUAAGAAAGGGCCCGCAUCCUCAGCAACACGUCAAUCAUCUCAAGCACCUACCUCCGAACCUGAUAUCCCAGCGUUACGAAUUGAUAAACCAACCACUCGAUCUAACAACGAGCAUGGAUUCAAACGAACUCUAUCAUCGGUAGUGGAGGAAGAUGCUAAGCGAAUUGCCACUCAUGCUCAACUACGAAAAUCUAUGCCCAAAUCAAACUUGCAUCAUACCCACACUACCAAACCACUCCCGAUGUCUUCACCUCCAAGAGGAUCCACUUCUGCUACGAAAUCUCUGAGAAACUCGAAGUGGAACGAUCAAAUUGCUGCUUCCUCCCCUAUCAGAUGGGACAAUCAGAAUAAAAACCAGGUUCACAAAUCAGACAACUUCCAUACCGAUCCGACUGAAUCGCCCGCCACAACCUUACGCAAAGCUCAUGCCCAGUCAACCACAAACACGCAGACUUUAGAUAUGCCUUUGAGUGAUGAUGGACCUGGACCAUCCGAAAAUAAGCCGCUAGUGAAUCACCAAAACCAAAAUCAACAACAACAGAUCAAUUGGGGAACAGACCUUUCUGCUUUCUUUGAUGUUGAAGGAUUUUCAAUGCCACCUCAACCUCAAUCUGCACAUGGACACGAGAUUCAACGAUCGAUCUCUGAUCAAGGUAAACAGAUGAGAAAACAAGUCGUCCAACCAUCCUCGUCGACAGGAACGGAGGAAGAUGAUGUUUUGUCUCAACUGUUUAACCGAACGUCUUCAGUCGGAUUAUCAGCUUCAGCAUCUUCACCAUUUGAUUUCUCGGCAUUACCACCUUCUUCACCACCCAUCUCUUCAUCGGAUUCUCUCCCUCAUUCGGCCCUUUUGUUGAGUAGUCCCGAUAACUCACCUUUGAAUGAUUGUUCACCUAUGGAGAAUAAACAUUCUACCACGCCUGGCAAGAGCAGACUGAGACAUUCUGUAUCUGCUCAUCAAAUACAAUCUCAGCAUCAACCCAUGGGUGAAGGUGUUGGUGGAUUGGACUUUGAAGAUAUCCAAAGGAUGUUGAACAACAUUGGGAAUGGUAAUGGGAACAACAACAAUUCACCACAUGAACAACAAAAUGAUGGACAGGGAAAUGGAUAUGAUAUGUUACAAGAGAUUUUUGGGAAAUUACAUGACACUCAACAUCAGCAACAUACAACGAGUAGUAGUGUUGGACAAACCGAGGAGAUCAUUGGUGGAUUCCAUGCCCACGGUCAUACCAAUGGUGAAGAUAUUUUCGCGAUGUUGGAAGGUAAUGCUUUCGCUUCGACCUAG
Molecule: messenger RNA, 2781 nt
Organism: Kwoniella mangroviensis CBS 8507
Lineage: Eukaryota; Fungi; Basidiomycota; Tremellomycetes; Tremellales; Cryptococcaceae
Exons: 5
Coding region: 1-2781 (926 amino acids)
Biological process (GO): regulation of DNA-templated transcription
Molecular function (GO): sequence-specific DNA binding; zinc ion binding
Source: RefSeq, a predicted model, not a curated record